Malaya genurostris is the source of this 1082-nucleotide messenger RNA. RefSeq names its product cuticle protein 16.5-like. The coding region runs from base 305 to 820 and encodes 171 amino acids. The transcript is spliced from 2 exons. The record is from RefSeq and is a predicted model, not a curated record. Lineage: Eukaryota; Metazoa; Arthropoda; Insecta; Diptera; Culicidae.
UACUCGCGGAUCCGCUACUCCUUCCACUCGGCGGAAUUGGCGUUUUUUUUUUAGUACAGUUCCAAACCAAGCUAAGAUCAUCAUCUAAACAUUCAAAACGGAGGGUAUAAAAUGACAUCGAUCGCCGGUCAAAUGGCAGUGAGUUUUCGUAGUUUUUUCAAUCCGCACACAAAACUCGGCAGCUUGAAUUCGAUAGCUAGCGAGAGUUUUUUUUGAAACGGUUUAUUGUCGCAAUUCGGAGACUGCCAGCCGUGCGUGUUUUUUUCUUUUGGUUCAGUGCAAUAUUCGUUUAGUUUGGAGAAAAAUGAAAUUUUUGAUCGCCCUGUUCGUCUGCUUUGCGUUGGCAGUUGCCGCUCCGGAGUACUACGGUAGCCAUGGUUACGAAGACCAUGGUUACUCCUAUGACUACGCACCGGCUGCUCCGGUGGUGAAAUAUGCCGCCGCUCCUGCUCCGGUGGUGCAGGUGGUUCACGCUGCCCCGGCAAUUCAUGCCGUGGCUCCGGCUCCGACCAUCGUCAAGGCAGCCUUACCGGCGGCUACCAGCUAUUCGACCAUCCACCAGGUACACGCUGCCCCAGUGGUUCAUGCCGCUCCGGCCGUUGUCAAGUAUGCCGCUCCGGCUCCGGUUGUAUCGUACGUACAGGCACCGGCACCGGUGGUGAAGUAUGCCGCUCCCGCUCCUGUGGUCUCGUAUGUCCAAGCACCUGCUCCGGUAGUGAAGUACGCCGCUGCUCCGGCUUACGUGCAUGCUGCUGCUCCGUCCUAUGUACAUGCUGCAUCGGCGCCAUAUGUUAAAUACGGAGGAUUCCACGGAUGGUAGGACGCUCGUUCUGUCGCUCGUGGAACUGCCAAAGCUUCUUGUAUAAACCACCAGAAACAGAGAACACCACCGCCAGUGCUCAGACUACAGAAGAACCUUCGCUCUAAGUGUAACAAUACAGUAGGGAAAACAGAACGCUGUUUGUUUACUUUCGUAUUGCUUACGAGUUUAUCAAUAUUCAAACAGUUUGACAAGCUUUCUUGAAGUUGUGAUUUGUUAUUCAAGAAACGUGAAAGAAAUAAAACUUGUUGUUAAUCGCAAA